CCAAUCAUAUUCCUAGUAUAACACAAUUUCCAUGACUUUGACGAAUUCUACAAAGACCUCGAAACCUAUUUGUCUUCUUCUUCAUACGAUCAAGACUACAAACAAAAGUCACUGAUCACUCUUUUCUUGUUUAAAUCAUCAAUUCCCAGUUCCAGAAAUCCACAAAAGAUGAUGAAAGAACUGUUCCAGAAAAGGCUUAGUGCCUUUUACAACAGUUUGAGUUUUCACAAACAAGAUUUUUGGCAAAACUCUGAUGUUGUUGUUAUCCAUUCAAACCAAGAAAAAAACUCAUCAAAUUCUCAGUCAAAUCAAUUCUACUUAUGGCUUAUAGGUGAAGAACUGAAUGAUACAACUACGAUUUUCACUGUCUAUGGGAUAUAUUUUUUCUGUACUCAGAAGAAUUUUUCCAAGAUUCGUUCUUUGUGUUGUUGUGCAACUUUGAUGCAGAAAAUUCCUGUUUCUGUUCAAUUGAAGGCUAAGAACGAUGAGGGGUUUGCGUUAAUUGAUGCUACGAUACGUAACGAGAGAGUAAUUCACAACAAUAAGAUGUUUUAUGAUGAUGUUGAGGAUCGUUGUUGUCCGUUUGUUGUUGGUUAUAUAGCAGGUGAGUAUCCAAAGUCUAAGCUUUUUUGGAGUUGUAUUAAUGAUUUAGAACCUAAAAAGUAUAAAGCUGCAACUGUGAAUUCUGGUAUUGAUAAGUUGAUUAAUACUGCUGAAAAAACAAACUUUGGUUUUGGAGUUUUUAAUGAGAAAGAGGUGUCUAAAUCAGUUGAAUUUACUCCUCCUAUGCGUAGUUUUAGUCCUAUUGUGAAUGUUGGCAAGGAAAAAAGAAGUUUGAAAACAAAAAGGGAUUUGAGGGAUAAGCAUGAGAGCAAUUUGUGGAGUGAAAAUGAUGAGCAAGUGUUUUUGCAGUUCUUGGAAAAUCGAAAUAAAUCUGCUCCGAAAACGAAGGAAAAUAGGUUUAAAUUUGAACAUGAAGGUUUGAGGGAAAGGAGGAGCAAUUUGGGUUCUAGUAUUGACAAAACUGAGGUCCUUUGGGGUGAGGGAAUUGAAAUCAAAGAGAAAGGCGAAUCGAGUAAAUCGGUUAGCAGUGUGAAUGAAAAUCCUUUACCAACUACCAAAACUGAUGAGAAUGUUUUGUUGUUGAUGAAGAAUCUUAAUCUGUCCGCUGCUUCCUCUAGUGGAAAACAGGACAAGUUGAGGGUACCAAACAUACAUGGUGAUCAGUUGUUUAAGUUUCGAGGAAGUUGGUUGGAUGCUAAAGAAGACAAUUCGAAGGAAGGAAACAAAACUGGUGAUCAGCUGUUUAAGGUUGGGGCAAAUAGAUUUGAUGGUAAAGGCGACAAGGCAAAGGAAGGAGGCCAAAAUGAUGAUCAACUCUUCACAUUUGGAGCAAAUAGAUUGGAUGGUAAAGGUGACAAGGCGAAGGAAGGAGGCAAAAAUGAUGAUCAACUUUUCACGUUUGGAGCAAAUAGAUUGGAUGGUAAUGGCGACAAGUUAAAGGAAGGAAACAAAACUGGUGAUCAGAUGUCUAAGGUUGGGGCAAAUAGAUUGGAUGGUAAAAGCGACAAGUUAAAGGAAGGAGGCAAAAAUUAUGAUCAAAUCUUCAUGUUUGGAGCAAAUAGAUUGGAUGGUAAAGGCGAUAAGGCAAUAGGAGGCAAAAGUGAUGAUCAACUGUUCAAGUUUGGAGCAAAAAGCUUGGAUGGUCAAGAGGACAAGUCAAAGGAAGGUAACAAAAAUGGUGAUCAGCUGUUUAAGUUUGGAGGAAAUUGGCUGGAUGCUAAAGAGGACGACAAGUCAAAGGAAGGAAAUAAAGAUGGUGAUCAGCUGUUUAAGUCGGGAGAAGGUAAGAAAGAUGGUGAAGAAAAUAGGCUACUCGGGAUCCCCGAUCAGCCUAAAUUGAUGGAGGAGGAAGAAGACGUAAAGAAUGUCAAGCUUCUUAAAGAAAGAUUGACAGGCUUCUACUCAAGCUGGAGGGAAUACAAAGAAGAGGAAUGGGGAAAAUCAGAUGUUUUGGUGAUUGGUACUCAAUCAAUGGGACCACUUGAAACCUUGUCUCGUCCUAUAUCCUCUAGCUUCUUAGUGUGGUUGCUUGAUCGUGAGUUUCCGGAAACCACAGCUGUUUUUGGAGACACUGGAAUAGAAUUGCUUUGCACCAAGGAAAGUUUCUCCAGGCUUUAUACAAUUGGAAGUCGUAUAACAAUGGAUGGAAUAUUUACUGUUUCUGUCCAACUGAAAAAAGGAGGGGAACAUUGUGUAGAUUGGUUAAAAAGGACUUUGUGCCAGGUGAAUACUGCGCUGACGUCUGGAGAAAACCGAUGCCCGCUUGUUGUUGGAUGUAUUAAAGGGGAGUCUAUGGAGAUGGAGGCUCUUUCAAAUUCCAAAAUGUUUGAAGUUGCAUAUGUAGACAAUGCUUUAACUAAUCUGCUUGAACAUGGGAAUUUUGAGAAAUCUGAAAGCUUUGCAGCUCUACAGUCAACUUUACGUAAGCAGUUUCAGAUGUUGUCUUUGGGAAAGUGCGGUGGUGCAAAAACUGAAAAUGCAGUGUCAUUUUCUGAGCUAGCCAAGAUUAAGUCAAUGGAUGAUAAAUCUUAUAUAUCACAUGCAUCCGAAGAAGAGAAGUUAUUGCUAGAGAAGAAGGGUGAUACAUCGUCUUUGUUGCUUACUGAUAGUAGUGUGGAUACUAAACGACCAGUUGAAGAAAACAAGGUAUUUGAGGAGGGCAAUAAGGGAAGUUUGACUAGCAAAGUAGAAGAAAACAAGAUGUUCGAAGAGGACAAUGUGGAAACCUCUACCAAAGAGGACGGUGCAGAAGAAAAGUUAGUGGCUGAGGAACAAAAUAUGGUAUGUAACCCUGAAAAGAGUAACUUAUUGCAAGAGAAGAGGUGUGAAGAAAGAAUGGAUUACACUGUCCAGCCAACUGGGAUAAAGGAUGCUGCAUCAGAAAAUUCUUUACCAGAUGAUCUCAUUGGCAGCUCGAGGAAGAACUCUGUUGGUUCUGAUCGCGAAGAUGAUGAUUGGACUAUAAUUGAGAAUGAUUCUGAAGGGAAAGAAACAGAAGUAGCUGAGAAAAUAAGCUGGAAAAGGUGGUUCAUGGUUAAAACAGCAAAAUCAUUUGGUCUGAAAGACAAGGUGUCUGAUGAAGCACCAUCAAAGGAGGAUUAAGGCUGUUUCAUUCAUAGCAGCAAUGUUUUCUCUGUUUGAUUAGCACAAGACUGCUCUUAAUUCUCAGUCAAUAAUUCUCAUUACUUUCCUUAGAACUUCAGAACUUAUCUUAAACUAUCUUGCCUCCCCAUUAGUUAUAUGUACCUUCUUUUGUCUUAUGAUGUCUAUUUUUGCUUGGAACAAAGUUUAAUUAAGGCUGCUUCAUGUGCAUAGAUAGCUGCAAA
Molecule: messenger RNA, 3389 nt
Organism: Nicotiana tabacum (common tobacco)
Lineage: Eukaryota; Viridiplantae; Streptophyta; Magnoliopsida; Solanales; Solanaceae
Biological process (GO): transcription elongation by RNA polymerase II
Cellular component (GO): FACT complex
Molecular function (GO): nucleosome binding
Source: RefSeq, a predicted model, not a curated record